CCUACCGCUCCACAGCCCCGCCGGGCGCGGGCUGCCCGAGCCCGCCCUGCAGCGCAAAGCCGGGGACACGGCGGGCUCCAGCCCCGGGUGGGGCUGAGGCGGCGGGCUCAGACCCGCGCUAACCCCCGCUCCCAGGGCAGCCGCGCCCGCUGGGCGCUGCAGAGCGCAAGGGGUGCCCUCCCGAGCGGGGCUGCCCGGCUGCAGCGCUGUGGGGGGAACCGAGGAUCUGGGCCGCCUCCCCCACACACCCCGCGCCGCUUCCUUUUACAGCGCCGCGGCACCGCGCCCGCAGCAACCUCUGCCCGUGACGCCGCCGCCGCCGCCCGGCACCCGGAAGGCCAGGCUGCGCCCCCGGGCCGCCCGCCGCACAGGUUCUGAAGACGAGCUGCUGCACCGAGAAUCUGAAGAAGGGAGUUCUCUGUUAAGACUGCAAGAAGAUACUACCAACUGACUGGAGGCCAAGAACAGAGUGCAGCACUGGCUGUAGGUACCUUAACAUGGGGAACCUUCUAAAAGUUUUGACAUGCACAGACCUUGAGCAGGGGCCAAAUUUUUUCCUUGAUUUUGAAAAUGCCCAACCUACAGAAUCUGAAAAGGAAAUUUAUAAUCAGGUGAAUGUAGUGUUAAAGGAUGCAGAAGGAAUACUGGAAGACUUGCAGUCAUAUAGAGGAGCUGGCCAUGAAAUACGAGAGGCAAUACAGCAUCCCAGUGAUGAGAAGCUGCAAGAGAAGGCAUGGGGUGCAGUUGUUCCACUAGUAGGCAAGCUAAAGAAAUUCUAUGAAUUUUCUCAAAGACUAGAGGCAGGAUUGCGAGGUCUGCUGGGAGCUCUGACAAGCACUCCAUACUCACCAACGCAACACCUGGAGCGAGAGCAGGCUCUUGCUAAGCAGUUUGCAGAAAUUCUUCACUUCACACUUCGGUUUGAUGAGCUCAAGAUGACAAAUCCUGCUAUACAGAAUGAUUUCAGCUACUAUAGAAGAACUCUGAGCCGUAUGAGGAUUAACAAUGUUCCAGCAGAGGGAGAGAAUGAAGUAAAUAAUGAGUUGGCAAACAGAAUGUCUUUAUUUUAUGCUGAAGCAACGCCAAUGUUGAAAACCUUAAGUGAUGCUACAACAAAGUUUGUGUCAGAGAAUAAAAAUUUACCAAUAGAGAAUACUACAGAUUGCUUAAGCACCAUGGCUAGUGUGUGCAGGGUCAUGCUGGAAACCCCUGAAUAUAGAAGCAGGUUUACAAAUGAGGAAACAGUAUCAUUCUGUCUGAGGGUAAUGGUGGGUGUCAUCAUACUCUAUGACCACGUGCAUCCGGUGGGCGCUUUUGCCAAAACUUCAAAAAUUGAUAUGAAAGGAUGCAUCAAAGUUCUUAAAGACCAGCCUCCUAACAGUGUAGAAGGCCUUCUAAAUGCUCUCAGGUACACAACAAAGCAUUUGAAUGAUGAGACUACCUCCAAGCAAAUUAAAUCCAUGUUGCAAUAACAGUUACCUGGAAUUCGCACCUGCUGUAGACAGACAGUAUUCUGCAAUGACUGAGAUGCACAGAGUUGGUUUUUUUUUUAGUGAUUGCAACUACUAUCUCGUUCAUUCUUGCUUUUUAUUUUCUCUCUUCCUGUUUACCCUUUUUUUUUUUUUAAUCACUUUCUUGUUCUUAAGUAAGCUCAGACUUCUUUUCUGUGCCAAAUCAAUGAAAAUUUAUCAAUUCUGGGAAGUAUUUCUACUUUCCUGAAUAGCCAUCCUAAGUGGCAGCUAAUUAUGCGUUGCAUUUGGAUUUCUCUGUACUGGGGAAAGAUUUGUGACUUGAACUAAAUAUUUUUAAACUUGUGGGUUUUUUUUUUUCAUUUUUUUCUUUUUUUUUUUUGAAAAACUAAUAUUUAAUAUUGCUUCUUCUGCAUGGCGAGACUGCCUACUUCUGCUAUUUAAAAAUCCCUCGACGACUUCAUUUUCUAUUGCAGCUUAUUUUCAUGUGCAACCAUGAGGAAACUAAGAGCAGAUUUGUUUAAAUUAACUGUGUUUGUACAAAAUGGUACCCAACACAAAGGUUUUUUUAAAUAAGUAAAAACUUGUUUUGUUUAAAAGUUACGUUUGCAUUUUGACUCAUUUUUGUAAGGAUGUAUGUUGUAUGUUUAACCUUUAAUAACUAACGUUAAACUGUGGUGUGUGCGUAGCAAAAUUACGUAUGCAUGUUCAUGUCAAAUGAUUGGCUGUGGAUAAGAUAAUAAAAUCAGCUUUCAUUUUUCUAAG
Strigops habroptila (Kakapo) is the source of this 2234-nucleotide messenger RNA. It is a transcript of the gene CYRIB, whose product is annotated as CYFIP related Rac1 interactor B. Gene Ontology annotation, molecular function: small GTPase binding. The transcript has 13 exons. Gene Ontology annotation, biological process: positive regulation of T cell activation; regulation of actin filament polymerization. The record is from RefSeq and is a predicted model, not a curated record. NCBI's taxonomy places the organism in Eukaryota, Metazoa, Chordata, Aves, Psittaciformes, Psittacidae. The coding region runs from base 498 to 1472 and encodes 324 amino acids.